AUGACGGCAUCCUCCAGGAGCUCAUCAUGGGUUGCACUGGCUCUUCUCCUCUUCGUCGCUCUCGCGCACACCGCCAACGCCGACCAUCUCUCUACAGGGUACUACACGAGGACAUGCCCCAACGUGGAGCGCGUCGUCUCGUCUGUCAUGGCGAAGAGGGUCGGCGGCGGGCGGAUGGCACCCGCCGUGCUCCGCCUCUUCUUCCACGACUGCUUCGUCAACGGAUGUGAUGCCUCCGUUCUCCUUGAUGCGACGCCCUUCUCCGAGAGCGAGAAGGAUGCCGAGCCAAACGCAUCCCUCACCGGCUUCACGGUGAUCGAUGAGAUCAAGGCGGAGCUCGAGCGCGAGUGCCCGGCCACCGUCUCCUGCUCCGACGUGCUCGCGCUUGCGUCCCGUGACGCCGUCACUCUCCUCGGAGGUCCCACCUGGAACGUGCCCCUCGGCCGCAAGGACUCGCGUUUCCCCGCCGACAAGGAGUUCACCACGAUACACCUCCCUAGCCCAAAUGACAACCUCGGCGAGCUCAUAAAAAUGUUCGGGGACCAAGGCCUCGAUGCCCGCGACAUGACUGCGCUCUCCGGUGCACACACCGUCGGGAUGUCCAACUGCAAGCACUACAGAGAACGCGUCUACGGCACCAGCGACACUAAGUACAACAUCGACCCCUCCUUCGCGGAGGCAAGGCGGCAAAUGUGCCCGCCGCAAGGCUCCUCUGGUGACGCCGGCAAGGCGCCAUUCGACGUACAGACGCCUAGGAAGUUCGACAAUGCUUACUACCGUGACCUUAUUGCGCAUCAAGGUCUCCUGAACUCUGACCAAGCUCUGUACAGCGGUAGCGGUGUGGACAGCCUUGUGGUGAGGUACGGUGCCGAUGGUGAUGCUUUUGGGAAGGACUUUGCCAAGGCCAUGGUGAAGAUGGGGAACAUAGCUCCACCUAAGGGAAUGCCCACGGAGGUGAGGCUCCACUGCUCCAAGGCCAACUAA
Messenger RNA from Lolium rigidum, 984 nucleotides. Its product is annotated as peroxidase P7-like. Gene Ontology annotation, biological process: response to oxidative stress; hydrogen peroxide catabolic process. The transcript has 2 exons. The record is from RefSeq and is a predicted model, not a curated record. NCBI's taxonomy places the organism in Eukaryota, Viridiplantae, Streptophyta, Magnoliopsida, Poales, Poaceae. Bases 1 to 984 code for a protein of 327 amino acids. Gene Ontology annotation, molecular function: peroxidase activity; heme binding.